This is a messenger RNA of Canis lupus familiaris (dog), 1081 nucleotides long. It is a transcript of the gene CCDC70, whose product is annotated as coiled-coil domain containing 70. Bases 288 to 956 code for a protein of 222 amino acids. The record is from RefSeq and is a predicted model, not a curated record. The transcript is spliced from 2 exons. NCBI's taxonomy places the organism in Eukaryota, Metazoa, Chordata, Mammalia, Carnivora, Canidae.
GAGUCGUUGGUGGCCACCCCACCGGUGCAAAGAUAAAGACGGGGAAGUCCUUGUCUCUGCCCCUCAGUGUCUCUCCCUUCCUGGCCCUCCCUGCCCUGUGGUCAGGCCUGAGAGGGCCCAGGGGUCACAGCCGGCAGCAUCAGGGCUCUGUGAGGUGACAAUGACUGCCUGCCCUCUGACGGCCACAGGCCUUGCCCAGUUGGGAAACAGCUAAGCAGGUUUGACCAGCUGCCCUGGACGUGGCCGGCAGCCCUGUCCUCCGCCCCCCAUUCCGGCUGCCUGAGAAGAUGUUUCCCUUCAAGGUGCGCAAAUGGACGGGGCUGGCUUGCCUCCGGGCCGCGGUGGGCUCCUCACCCAACAUUCGCCAGAAGAAACUAAUCCACAAGCUGCAGGAGGAAAAGGUUUUCCGGGAAGAGAUGAAAAUUUUUCACGAGAAAAUAGAAGACUUCAGGGAGGAGAUGUGGAACUUCCGAGGCAAGAUCCGUGCUUUCCGGGGUCAGAUCGUGGGCUUUUGGGAGGAGGAGAGACCUUUCUGGGAAGAGGAGAAAACCUUCUGGAAAGAGGAAAAAACCUUCUGGGAAAUGGAAAAGUCCUUCCGAGAAGAAGAGAAGACCUUUUGGAUGAAGUACCGUACCUUUUGGAAGGAGGACAAGGCCUUUUGGAAAGAGGACACCGCCUUAUGGGAAAGAGACCGGAACCUUCUUCAGGAGGACAAGGCCUUGUGGGAGGAAGAGAAAGCCCUAUGGGUCGAGGAAAGAGCUCUUCUGGAGGAGGAGAAGGCGCUGUGGGAGGACAAGAAGUCCCUCUGGGAGGAAGAGAACGCCCUCUGGGAGGAGGAGAAGGCAUUCUGGGUGGAAGGCGGUGGCCCUUUUGCUGAGGGGCAGGUCCCUGACAACAGGCCCGGUGUCGUCGACGGGGGGCCGCCGUCACCAGCCUUCCCCCGGGGCAGAGCAUGAGCACACGGGGCCCUGCUGGACGACGUGCAAGUCCAGGGGCGGGAGGAAGAGGCACUUCUCGGUCUCCUUGCUUCAAAGAGCUAAUAAAGUCCCGAGGCGACGUUUGGGAAAACGUCUUCCAAGAG